CUCCGUCUCUCCCCGCGACUGGAGUCCCACUGAGCGGCUCACAAACUUCAGUGUCGAGCCUGAAAGCGGAGGACGAAGAGCAGGAGCCGACAGACGGAAAGAAGUCGCAGUCAAACAGCCCCAUUUUUUUCACCGGCGACAAACAGCGCAAACGGCCGCCGUGAAGUCUGCAGCUUAUCUACGCUUUCUAACGGUGGCUUUGGGGAUUUUACACUCAGCUUUCCCUGUUUGAUUUUAAUGAUUUUUUUCCUCCAUUGUUUGUCGAAGUUUCCGACUGUCACGUCUUAGUUACGGACCUUUAUCGCUUCUGGCCGUGGGAUUAAUCAAUUUAAUUCAGGAGCGAAUUAUUCAACACUUAGCUGCUUUCCACAGAAAGCCGUUUUUGGAGGGUUUUCUCCUCUAACGGAGCGGUGACGGUAACGGUAACAUUUGGACCAGCCCUUGCCAUGGGGAAAUAGCGGCGAUAUCUCUGUAACCGACCCCCGUGAUUUUGACUUUUUUUAUGGACGUUUUUGAAAGACUGAGCUCAGUUUUAGACUAAAAUAAUGAGCAUGGACGGUUGUCCGUUGAAGGUGGUGAUUUUCUUGUGGUGUCUGUUGGUGAUUUCUGGCUCCAGCUUUGAGAUAGGCUCUUACGAGCUGGAGCGAGGCAGACCAGCCAAGUGCGAGCCCAUCGUGAUCCCCAUGUGCGAGGGGAUCGGCUACAACCUGACUCGGAUGCCAAACUUCAUGGACCACGACGACCAGAAGGAGGCUGCCAUAAAGCUGAUCGAGUUCGCCCCUCUGGUGGCUUACGGCUGCGAUGUGCACCUCCGCUUCUUCCUCUGCUCCCUCUACGCCCCCAUGUGCACGGACAAAGUGUCGACCUCCAUCCCCGCCUGCAGACCCAUGUGCGAGCAGGCCAGGGAGAGGUGCGCCCCUAUCAUGAAAAAGUUCAGUUACACCUGGCCGGACUCGCUCGACUGCUCCAGGUUGCCUACCAGAAACGAUCCCAACGCUCUUUGCAUGGAGGCCCCCGAGAAUGAAACCAGGACAGAGGGGAAGAAAGGCGAGGGCAUGCUCCCGGUGCCCCCUCGCCCCAGGCAGCCGGGCACCAGCAGCGGCCGCUCUCAAGGCAGCCUGGGCUCCUGUGAGAACCCAGACAAGUUCCAGUUUGUGGAGAAAAGUCAGUCGUGUGCACCGCGCUGCUCCUCUGCUGUGGAUGUCUUCUGGUCCAGGCAGGACAAGGACUUCGCCUUCAUUUGGAUGACAGUGUGGUCCAUCCUCUGCUUUGUCUCCACAGCAUUCACCGUCCUCACCUUCCUUCUGGAGCCUCACCGCUUCCAGUACCCCGAGCGCCCCAUCAUCUUCCUCUCCAUGUGUUACAACGUUUACUCUGUGGCCUUCAUCAUCCGCUCAGUGGCCGGGGCUGAGAACAUCGCCUGUGACCGGGAGAACGGCGAGCUGUACAUCAUCCAGGAGGGGCUGGAGUCGACGGGCUGCACCAUCGUCUUCCUCAUCCUCUACUACUUUGGCAUGGCCUCUUCCAUCUGGUGGGUCAUCCUCACCCUCACCUGGUUCCUGGCAGCUGGGAAGAAGUGGGGUCACGAGGCCAUUGAAGCCCACAGCAAUUACUUCCACAUGGCUGCCUGGGGCAUUCCCGCUCUGAAGACUAUCAUCAUCCUCACAAUGAGGAAGGUGGCUGGAGACGAGCUGACGGGGCUGUGCUACGUGGGAAGCAUGGACUCCGGAGCGCUCACCGGCUUCGUCCUCAUCCCCCUGUCCUGCUACCUGAUCAUCGGCACCUCCUUCAUCCUCACCGGCUUUGUGGCUCUCUUCCACAUCCGGAAAGUGAUGAAGACGGAGGGCACAAACACAGAGAAGCUGGAGAAGCUCAUGGUGAAAAUCGGCAUCUACUCCAUCUUGUACACGGUGCCGGCCACUUGUGUUAUUGUCUGCUACUUCUACGAGAGGCUAAACAUGGACUACUGGAAGCUGAGGGGCGUGCAGAUGAAAUGUGGAUCGUUCAACGGGCUCAGCAGCGACUGCUCGCUGCAGACGUCCGUGCCCACCGUGGCUGUGUUCAUGCUGAAGAUCUUCAUGUCGCUGGUGGUCGGCAUCACCAGCGGUGUGUGGGUGUGGAGCUCUAAGACUCUGCAGACAUGGCAGGGCCUGUGCAGCAGGAAGCUCACAGACAGAACUAGAAGUAGGAAGCCCUGCAGCGGUGUCAGCUGCGGCAGCACACACUGCCACUACAAAUCUCCUGCUGUGGUCCUGCACAUGGCCAAGACUGACCUGCACUCAGACAACCCCACACAUGUCUGAGAGGGAGCAUCACACACACACACACACACACACAUGCCCUGAGUAAGGAGCUGCUAAAGACUUUGUGAGAAGAUGAGCGGUUGAAUUGAACUGUCAGUUACUGCUCUGCUGCUGCCAAGCGACAUGCAAGUACAGGCAUCACUAUGAGAAACUUUCUUUAAACAGUAUUCAGUGCAUAAAGGGAAUUGUUCAGUAUUGUUGCCCAUAUUUUUCUGUUUCAUAGUGUUCUGUGCAGUAGACAUGCCCAGUGUUUCAAAGCAAAAAAAAGAGGAAAAAAAGAAAAAGAAGACUGUUAAGGGAGGUAUCAUGGGAAAUAUUAGUCUAUUCUCCUCCCUGAAAGUGGCAUGAAUAUCUGUAUAAAUCUGUAUAAAAGUUUUAUUUAUUGUAAAUAUAUUUAAUUUAAAGUUGGCUCUUAUCAGAUUUGUUGUUUAGAUGCAUUUAUUAAAGGUAAAGAGAAAUGAAGUGCCUUUUAUAAGAGCUCUGGUUCUGGCCUUUGUGGAGGAUAGCCUAAUAAAUUUGUGGAAUCCAUGUUCAGCUUCCUGAAGUUAUUGUCAUUUUGGUUACCAUCUUAGAGCAACUCAUAGUUAAUAUUUCACCAUUUUAGCAGUCUCAGAUUUAAUAGUCACAAACGAUUGCUCAUUUCAGUCCUGGUUUCCUGAUUUUCCUUCUCCUGGGAUUCACAUAUUUUUAUGGGGGUAGCCUGCUCCCCGCCAAAUGUGUUGUCUUCCAAGUGCACGCUGCGCAUCCCAGAGGCAUCCCCGACAAUAAUCCUCAAAGAGAAUCGCUGAUGAAUAGAGUGACAAUCCGUGGCAAGUAUUAAUGUUUGCAUCAUCGUCUUAAACAUGCAGGAGCGGUUUGCGGAGGAAUAUAUUUAAUUAAUGGCACUUUUAAUCCUCACACAGAAUUGUUGUUGUUGCCCUCUCAACUGCUCCAUUUGAUCCAAACACUCAGCACUUUGAUCUGAGAUGACAAAUCUGAAAUGUAUUCCAGCCUCAUUGCACAGUUUCGCUGACAGUUUUACGUUGAGCACAGGCACUUAAAAUUGUGGGUGCCCAUUGAGCAGAUGGAGUAUUAACUUAAUGUUUAGCUUAUGUGGGGUUUAUGUGAUAUUAAUUAUUAAUUAUUAUUAUGUCUGAGUUUGAUUCACCGCAAGGCGCAAAAGACAAUCCACUGUUAAUUCUAAAAGUAACACCAGGUAUAAAUG
Molecule: messenger RNA, 3507 nt
Organism: Scatophagus argus
Lineage: Eukaryota; Metazoa; Chordata; Actinopteri; Scatophagidae
Gene: fzd9b
Product: frizzled class receptor 9b
Exons: 1
Coding region: 546-2303 (585 amino acids)
Biological process (GO): non-canonical Wnt signaling pathway; canonical Wnt signaling pathway
Cellular component (GO): plasma membrane
Molecular function (GO): Wnt-protein binding; Wnt receptor activity
Source: RefSeq, a predicted model, not a curated record